Striga asiatica is the source of this 696-nucleotide messenger RNA. Lineage: Eukaryota; Viridiplantae; Streptophyta; Magnoliopsida; Lamiales; Orobanchaceae. The record is from the annotation of a GenBank genome assembly.
AUGGGCCGUUCGAAGAUUGGAACUUGGAGGAGGAUGAGAAAGGGACUAACAGAGAUUGAAUCUGAACUAACCUUGGAAGAUACUAAAGCGCGUGCCCACAGCCAAAGAACCGAAACUAUGAACUCGGCCGUCGACUUCAAUCCAGCUACAACCGGCCGCUUUCGACACAUUCCCCUCGGCCAGCUUCCUCCUCACCUCACGCGCCUCGUCCCACUUCCCCAUUUCCCCAUACAAAUUCGCCAAAAUCGCACCAUAACCCCCGUUACUCGGGUCCAUCUCGACCAGCUUCUCGACCGCAAGUUCUGCCACGUCAGCACGCCCGUGGAUCUUGCACCCCAACGAGCCCCAUAUGGCCUCGUCCGGUGGGACCCUCGUCGUCAUCAUCCCCUUCACGACCUCCAUAGCCUCCUCAAAUCUUCCUGCCCGCCCGAGCAGAUCGACCAAGCAUCCGUAAUGCUCAACAGCUGGCUCGAUUUCGUAUUUCUCCAUCAUCGUGUCGAAAUACAGACGGCCCUCAGAUACCAAACCCGCGUGGACACAAGCGCUCAAGAGCCCGACAAAAGUCACCCCGUCAGGCUUCGCUCCCUUUCCAAAUUCGAUCAUUUCGUUGAAAAUCGAAAUGGCUUCGUGGGACCCACCAUGCAAGGCGUAGCAAUUGAUCAAACAGUUCCACGAUGUGAGGUUCGGUUCGGCUAA